Molecule: messenger RNA, 834 nt
Organism: Salmo salar (Atlantic salmon)
Lineage: Eukaryota; Metazoa; Chordata; Actinopteri; Salmoniformes; Salmonidae
Source: RefSeq, a predicted model, not a curated record
AUGGAGAAACAUGAAGAUGUUCAAUACUGUUUUCAAGACGGAAACUCUUCAUGCAGAAAGGCUUUGCUAUCGACAUCUAUCUACAUCACACUGUACAUCUUCUUCUCAUUGAUUUCAGCAGUUACAGUAUUUUUGAACGUACUGGUGAUCAUCUCCAUCUCUCACUUCAAGCAGCUCCACACUCCAACCAACCUGCUCAUCCUCUCUCUGGCUGUGUCAGAUCUCCUGGUGGGACUGAUUGUGAUACCAGUAAUGACUUUAGCAAUAAUGGAGCCAUGCUGGGAUUUUGGGAAAUAUUUCUGUGUGUUAUAUUUCUACAUGGGAUUUUUAUGUACUUCUUUAUCUCUGGGUAAUUUAGUCUUGAUAUCUAUUGACCGCUAUGUUGCUGUGUGUGAUCCCUUGUUGUACCACUCUAAAAUAACAAUAACAAGAAUUAUGUGUUGUAUAUCCAUUACCUGGUGUUGUUGUAUCAUAUACGAUGCUGCUGUUGUAAAAAACUUUGUAAAUGUACAGGUACCCAGUAGGUGUUUGAAAGAAUGUUUUAAAGUUGAAGGAUUUAUGUGGGGUAAUAUAAUUGACCUUGUAAUUACAGUUGUUGUCCCAUGCUCUAUUAUUAUAACACUUUAUAUGAAAAUCUUUGUGGUGGCCAGAUCACAGGCCAGAAAGGCUUGUCCCCUCUACAUCGACUUCACGGACGUGGGCUGGCAGGUCUACAUCAUCCCACCGCAGGGCUACCAGGCAAACUCCUGCCACGGAAAAUGCCUGUUGCCGCUGAGUGGCACCAACCACGCCAUCCUGCAGACAUUUUUUUUGUUGGGGUCUCAGAACUUUUAA